Candida dubliniensis CD36 is the source of this 990-nucleotide messenger RNA. RefSeq lists its product as uncharacterized. The record is from RefSeq and is a predicted model, not a curated record. Gene Ontology annotation, biological process: Golgi organization; protein secretion. The transcript has a single exon. NCBI's taxonomy places the organism in Eukaryota, Fungi, Ascomycota, Pichiomycetes, Serinales, Debaryomycetaceae. Gene Ontology annotation, cellular component: Golgi apparatus. Bases 1 to 990 code for a protein of 329 amino acids.
AUGUGUAUAGCCAUAGCAACAACAAAUCAUCCAGAUUAUCCAUUUAUUUUACUUUCCAAUAGAGAUGAAUUUUUCAAACGACCAACCAUGCCAGCUCAUUUUCGAGAUGUGGGGAAUGGAGUCAAAUUAUUAUCACCUUUAGACCUUGCAAGACAAGAACAUGGUACUUGGAUAGGUGUAACCACCAAUGGGAAAAUCGCAGUAUUAGUUAAUUAUAGAGAGAAUGAUGAAAAAGAAGCUAUUAGUGAAGUUUCAAGAGGAAUAUUACCAUUAGAUUAUUUAUGUGGUAAAGAACUGGAUAAUGAAUGGAAAGAUAAUUUGGCAUCAACAUUCCGUGAUGGUCGAACAACAAUUGAUUUAAAAAAAAUUGGUGGGUUUUCAUUAUUAUAUGGAAAAUUGACCAUAAAUCCAGAAACUGGCAAAAUUCAUCAUUUAAAUAUAUUAAGUAAUCGAGGUGAUCAAGGUAAAGUAUUUAAAUCAAAGGCAAAUAGUAAAGAUAUUGCCAAUGGGAGUAUUGAUGUUAGUGACGAUAUUCCUCAUAAGACAACAUUUGGAUUAUCAAAUUCAUUAUAUAAUAAACCAUGGGAUAAAGUGAAAUUAGGAGAACUUUUAUUGAGUAAUUUAAUUGAUGAAUCAAUUACCAAUAAUUAUAGUCAAGAUGAAUUAAUAGAAAAAUGUUUCCAAUUAUUAUCACAUGAUACAUAUAAUUCUAAAAUUCUUAAUAGUAAUGAUUUUGAAAAAAAAUUUUCUGAAUUGAAAUAUUCAAUUUUUAUUCCCCCUUUGAUUCGAAAUAAUUAUGAAACUGAUUCAAUAGCAGUAGGUAAAUAUUAUGGAACAAGAACUCAAACAAUUAUAUUAUUAGAUAAAUAUGGUAAUCUUAAUUAUUAUGAAAAAAAUAUUCAUAAUUCUGAUGAUAUUGAUGAAAAAAUUGUUGAUAUUACUUCACAUUAUAAAUUUAAUAUCUUUAAUGAUCAAAAAAAUGGAUGUUAA